Oppiella nova is the source of this 1679-nucleotide messenger RNA. NCBI's taxonomy places the organism in Eukaryota, Metazoa, Arthropoda, Arachnida, Sarcoptiformes, Oppiidae. The record is from the annotation of a GenBank genome assembly.
CUCCCAGGAUAUAUUCUAACUUUAAAAUUGUCCCGUUUGAACUGGAUUAUUUAAGCGAUUUCACCACCAUACAUCGUUCAUUUGUACGAGUCAUUGGUUACACUGAUCAAUUUAUAUCUGUAUUCGUGUUGGGCGUAAUCGUUGGCUACUUAUUGCGUCAAAGGUCGAAACUUAUUAACCGUUUGGUGGCUAAUAAAUUUCGAGUUGUUACCUUGACAAUAAUAACUACCGUGUUAAGUUUUUUAAGUUUAGCGUGGAGUGAAAACUUCAAGGAUAUUAACAUUAGACCGAAUCCCGUGAAUCUUAUGCUUUGGUUUAGUUGCGGGAAGAUUUUGUGGUGUGUCGGCAAUAUAUGGCUUAUUAUUGUGGUUUACACCAAACCUAAAGGUUUUAUUAACAAGCUACUGGCAUCGCGAAUAUUUGGUGCAAUUAGCCGGCUCGCUUUAGGCAUAUAUAUAAACGUGGAUAUUAUGGCUAAUUAUCGUGCUUUUAGUCGCAGGGAUAAUAUCGCAGUCAACCAUACUAACCAGAUUCAAAAUUUUUACCUGGAUAUGACUGCAGCUAUAAUCAUCUCAUAUGUGUUGUACAUAAUCAUCGACUUUCCGUGUUUCUGGAGAUAUGUCGGAUAUGGAAGCACAGAAGCCAUACACCAUAUACUCGAGCACACAAUUUCAAUGUUGGCCACAAACAGCGAACCCAAUUGGCUGCAUUUCAUCGACACCAUACCCAAACAGUACACAAAUAAACAGCCCGUUCAAACGGAGGGCAAACCAGAUGUUACAGAGCUCUCACAAUAUAUCAUUGGUUUAAACCCUGAGCCUAUGGUACGCAACCCCCUCCACGAGUGGGCCCUACAAGAGUCCAAUAAGCAACUUACGGAAGCAUACGGUCGACCCAUGAUAGAUAGGAUAGAUAUGACGGGUUUUCCGAGUUAUUGCUUUACGACAACAAAUAGGGAGCUCUGGUAUGCCAUCAAUUACUGGUGCAUUUUUGGCUUUACCUUCGAUGACCACCUGGAUCACAUCAAUGAUAAAGUGGAACUCAGCAAAUGGCAAAUGAAGUAUAUGUUGGGCACCAGUGAUGAGGACACGCCGAUGGACCGGAUGCUCGUCAAGACGUUGUCGCUAUUGAGGGUACAUAUGAGCGCCGAUCAGUACGUUCGACACGUCAUGUUUGGCGUCGGUUGGAUUGGCUCGCAUGUGACCAAACAUAAGGACAGGCCGUUGACUCACGAGGAAUACUGGACGCUCAGAGAACUGGAUAACGGCGGCGAUAUUAUAUGGCAAUUGGCGGAACUGUCGGUCGGGUUUGACGCUAUUGAAUGGGGUUUGACUGAUGACCCCCUGUGGUUGGCAUUUAAUAAGACGGCCUCCAAAUACGCGAUAGUUAUCAAUGAUAUCUAUUCCGUGCCCUCGGAGGUGGCACAUGGAGGAGGAGAGUAUAGCUAUCAGUAUGUGUUGAUGGCCAACGAGGGCUAUACUGCCCAACAGGCUGUCGAUAAGGCGGUGGCCGAAGUACACCAGUUGUGGGAACUGGUGCUUCACUACGCCCAACGACUUAAUGAGUAUGUCAACGAAGUGUUGCACGGGUGUCGGGGCAAUUUAUACUGGUCUACUCAAUGUCUAAGAUACUCUCGUAAUCGAGAAGGUAGUCAUUAUGUGGAUGGCAUGUUUAACUAA